AUGCUGUUGCAGUGGAGUCUCAUCAGAAAAUCAGAAACAGCUGCGCAGAAGCGGCUGCGCAGGAACAGCUGCGCAGAAGCGGCUGCGCAGAAGCGGCUGCGCAGAAGCGGCUGCGCAGAAGCGGCUGCGCAGAAGCGGCUGCGCAGAAGCGGCUGCGCAGAAGCGGCUGCGCAGAAGCGGCUGCGCAGAAACGACUGCGCAGAAACGGCUGCGCAGAAGCGGCUGCGCAGAAGCAGCUGCGCAGAAUCAGCUGCGCAGAAUCAGCUGCGCAGAAGCAGCUGCGCAGAAGCAGCUGCGCAGAAGCAGCUGCGCAGAAACAGCUGUGCAGAAGCAGCUGCGCAGAUACAGCUGCGCAGAUACAGCUGCGCAGAAACGGCUGCGCAGAAACGGCUGCGCAGAAACGGCUGCGCUGAUACGGCUGCGCAGAAACGGCUGCGCAGAAACGGCUGCGCAGAAACGGCUGCGCAGAAGCGGCUGCGCAGAAGCGGCUGCGCAGAAGCGGCUGCGCAGAAGCGGCUGCGCAGAAGCGGCUGCGCAGAAACGGCUGCGCAGAUACGGCUGCGCAGAAACGGCUGCGCAGAAACGGCUGCGCAGAAACGGCUGCGCAGAAACGGCUGCGCAGAAACGGCUGCGCAGAAACGGCUGCGCAGAAACGUAUGCGCAGAAACGGCUGCGCAGAAACGGCUGCGCAGAAACGGCUGCGCAGAAACGGCUGCGCAGAAACGGCUGCGCAGAAACGGCUGCGCAGAAACGGCUGCGCAGAAACGGCUGCACAGAAACGGCUGCGCAGAAACGGCUGCGCAGAAACGGCUGCGCAGAAACGGCUGCGCAGAAACGGCUGCGCAGAAACGGCUGCGCAGAAACGGCUGCGCAGAAACAGCUGCGCAGAAACAGCUGCGCAGAAACAGCUGCGCAGAAACAGUGCGCAGAAACAGCUGCGCAGAAACAGCUGCGCAGAUACAGCUGCGCAGAUACAGCUGCGCAGAAACAGCUGCGCAGAAACAGCUGCGCAGAAACAGCUGCGCAGAAACAGCUGCGCAGAAACAGCUGCGCAGGAACAGCUGCUCAGAAACAGCUGCGCAGAAACAGCUGCGCAGAAACAGCUGCGCAGGAACAGCUGCGCAGGAACAGCUGCGCAGAAACAGCUGCGCAGGAACAGCUGCGCAGGAACAGCUGCGCAGGAACAGCUACGCAGGAACAGCUGCGCAGGAACAGCUGCGCAGGAACAGCUGCGCAGGAACAGCUGCACAGGAACAGCUGCGCAGGAACAGCUGCGCAGGAACAGCUGCGCAGAAACAGCUGCGCAGAAACAGCUGCGCAGAAACAGCGGCGCAGAAACAGCGUGAAGUCUCAUCAGAAAAUCAGAAACAGCUGCGCAGAAGCGGCUGCGCAGGAACAGCUGCGCAGAAGCGGCUGCGCAGAAGCGGCUGCGCAGAAGCGGCUGCGCAGAAGCGGCUGCGCAGAAGCGGCUGCGCAGAAGCGGAUGCGCAGAAACGGCUGCGCAGAAACGGCUGCGCAGAAGCGGCUGCGCAGAAGCGGCUGCGCAGAAGCGGCUGCGCAGAAGCGGCUGCGCAGAAGCGGCUGCGCAGAAGCGGCUGCGCAGAAGCGGCUGCGCAGAAGCGGCUGCGCAGAAGCGGCUGCGCAGAAACGGCUGCGCAGAAACGGCUGCGCAGUAACGGCUGCGCAGAAACGGCUGCGCAGAAACGGCUGCGCAGAAACGGCUGCGCAGAUACGGCUGCGCAGAAGCGGCUGCGCAGAAGCGGCUGCGCAGAAGCGGCUGCGCAGAAGCGGCUGCGCACAAGCGGCUGCGCAGAAGCGGCUGCGCAGAAGCGGCUGCGCAGAAGCGGCUGCGCAGAAGCGGCUGCGCAGAAGCGGCUGCGCAGAAGCGGCUGCGCAGAAGCGGCUGCGCAGAAGCGGCUGCGCAGAAGCGGCUGCGCAGAAGCGGCUGCGCAGAAGCGGCUGCGCAGAAACGGCUGCGCAGAAACGGCUGCGCAGAAACGGCUGCGCAGCAGCAGCUGCGCAGAAGCAGCUGCGCAGAAGCAGCUGCGCAGAAACAGCUGCGCAGAUGCAGCUGCGCAGAAACAGCUGCGCAGAAACAGCUGCGCAGAAACAGCUGCGCAGAAGCGGCUGCGCAGAAGCGGCUGCGCAGAAGCGGCUGCGCAGAAGCGGCUGCGCAGAAGCGGCUGCGCGGAAGCGGCUGCGCGGAAGCGGCUGCGCGGAAACGGCUGCGCAGAAGCGGCUGCGCAGAAGCGGCUGCGCAGAAGCGGCUGCGCAGAAGCGGCUGCGCAGAAGCGGCUGCGCAGAAGCGGCUGCGCAGAAACGGCUGCGCAGAAACGGCUGCGCAGAAACGGCUGCGCAGAAACGGCUGCGCAGAAACGUAUGCGCAGAAACGGCUGCGCAGAAACGGCUGCGCAGAAACGGCUGCGCAGAAACGGCUGCGCAGAAACGGCUGCGCAGAAACGGCUGCGCAGAAACGGCUGCGCAGAAACGGCUGCGCAGAUACGGCUGCGCAGAUACAGCUGCGCAGAUACAGCUGCGCAGAAACAGCUGCGCAGAUACAGCUGCGCAGAAACAGCUGCGCAGGAACAGCUGCGCAGGAACAGCUGCGCAGAAACAGCUGCGCAGAAACAGCUGCGCAGAAACAGCUGCGCAGGAACAGCUGCGCAGGAACAGCUGCGCAGGAACAGCUGCGCAGGAACAGCUGCGCAGAAACAGCUGCGCAGGAACAGCUGCGCAGGAACAGCUGCGCAGGAACAGCUGCGCAGCAACAGCUGCGCAGAAACAGCUGCGCAGAAACAGCUGCGCAGAAACAGCUGCAGAAACAGCUGCGCAGAAACAGCGGCGCAGAAACAGCGGCGCAGAAACAGCGGCGCAGAAACAGCGGCGCAGAAACACUCUAUAGCCUCCGGUUACAGGAGCAAGCGGCUGCGCAGAAGCGGCUGCGCAGAAGCGGCUGCGCAGAAGCGGCUGCGCAGAAGCGGCUGCGCAGAAGCGGCUGCGCAGAAGCGGCUGCGCAGAAGCGGCUGCGCAGAAGCGGCUGCGCAGAAGCGGCUGCGCAGUAGCGGCUGCGCAAAACGGCUGCGCAGAAACGGCUGCGCAGAAGCGGCUGCGCAGAAGCGGCUGCGCAGAAGCGGCUGCGCAGAAGCGGCUGCGCAGAAGCGGCUGCGCAGAAGCGGCUGCGCAGAAGCGGCUGCGCAGAAGCGGCUGCGCAGAAGCGGCUGCGCAGAAGCGGCUGCGCAGAAGCGGCUGCGCAGAAGCGGCUGCGCAGAAGCGGCUGCGCAGAAACGGCUGCGCAGAAACGGCUGCGCAGAAACGGCUGCGCAGAAACGGCUGCGCAGAAACGGCUGCGCAGAAACGGCUGCGCAGAUACGGCUGCGCAGGAACGGCUGCGCAGGAACGGCUGCGCAGGAACGGCUGCGCAGGAACGGCUGCGCAGGAACGGCUGCGCAGGAACGGCUGCGCAGGAACGGCUUCGCAGGAACGGCUGCGCAGCAGCGGCUGCGCAGAAGCGGCUGCGCAGAAGCGGCUGCGCAGAAGCGGCUGCGCAGUAGCGGCUGCGCAGAAGCGGCUGCGCAGAAGCGGCUGCGCAGAAGCGGCUGCGCAGAAGCGGCUGCGCAGAAGCGGCUGCGCAGAAGCGGCUGCGCAGAAGCGGCUGCGCAGAAGCGGCUGCGCAGAAGCGGCUGCGCAGAAGCGGCUGCGCAGAAGCGGCUGCGCAGAAGCGGCUGCGCAGAAACGGCUGCGCAGAAACGGCUGCGCAGAAACGGCUGCGCAGAAACGGCUGCGCAGGAACGGCUGCGCAGAAACGGCUGCGCAGAAACGGCUGCGCAGAAACGGCUGCGCAGAAACGGCUGCGCAGAAACGACUGCGCAGAAACAGCUGCGCAGAAGCAGCUGCGCAGAAGCAGCUGCGCAGAAUCAGCUGCGCAGAAGCAGCUGCGCAGAAGCAGCUGCGCAGAAGCAGCUGCGCAGAAGCAGCUGCGCAGAAACAGCUGCGCAGAUACAGCUGCGCAGAUACAGCUGCGCAGAUACAGCUGCGCAGAAACGGCUGCGCAGAAACGGCUGCGCAGAAACGGCUGCGCAGAAACGGCUGCGCAGAAACGGCUGCGCUGAUACGGCUGCGCAGAAACGGCUGCGCAGAAACGGCUGCGCAGAAACGAAUGCGCAGAAGCGGCUGCGCAGAAGCGGCUGCGCAGAAGCGGCUGCGCAGAAGCGGCUGCGCAGAAGCGGCUGCGCAGAAGCGGCUGCGCAGAAACGGCUGCGCAGAUACGGCUGCGCAGAAACGGCUGCGCAGAAACGGCUGCGCAGAAACGGCUGCGCAGAAACGGCUGCGCAGAAACGGCUGCGCAGUAACGGCUGCGCAGUAACGGCUGCGCAGGAACGGCUGCGCAGAAACGGCUGCGCAGAAACGUAUGCGCAAAAACGGCUGCGCAGAAACGGCUGCGCAGAAACGGCUGCGCAGAAACGGCUGCGCAGAAACGGCUGCGCAGAAACGGCUGCGCAGAAACGGCUGCGCAGAAACGGCUGCGCAGAAACGGCUGCGCAGAAACGGCUGCGCAGAAACGGCUGCGCAGAAACGGCUGCGCAGAAACGGCUGCGCAGAAACGGCUGCGCAGAAACGGCUGCGCAGAAACAGCUGCGCAGAAACAGCUGCGCAGAAACAGCUGCGCAGAAACAGCUGCGCAGAAGCAGCUGCGCAGAAACAGCUGCGCAGAAGCAGCUGCGCAGAAACAGCUGCGCAGAAACAGCUGCGCAGAAACAGCUGCGCAGAAACAGUGCGCAGAAACAGCUGCGCAGAAACAGCUGCGCAGAAACAGCUGCGCAGAUACAGCUGCGCAGAUACAGCUGCGCAGAUACAGCUGCGCAGAAACAGCUGCGCAGAAACAGCUGCGCAGAUACAGCUGCGCAGAUACAGCUGCGCAGAAACAGCUGCGCAGAAACAGCUGCGCAGAAACAGCUGCGCAGAAACAGCUGCGCAGAAACAGCUGCGCAGGAACAGCUGCACAGAAACAGCUGCGCAGAAACAGCUGCGCAGAAACAGCUGCGCAGGAACAGCUGCGCAGGAACAGCUGCGCAGAAACAGCUUGCAGGAACAGCUGCGCAGGAACAGCUACGCAGGAACAGCUGCGCAGGAACAGCUGCGCAGGAACAGCUGCACAGGAACAGCUGCGCAGGAACAGCUGCGCAGGAACAGCUGCGCAGGAACAGCUGCGCAGGAACAGCUGCGCAGAAACAGCUGCGCAGAAACAGCUGCGCAGAAACAGCGGCGCAGAAACAGCGGCGCAGAAACACUCUAUAG
Molecule: messenger RNA, 5295 nt
Organism: Schistocerca nitens (vagrant locust)
Lineage: Eukaryota; Metazoa; Arthropoda; Insecta; Orthoptera; Acrididae
Product: trichohyalin-like
Exons: 4
Coding region: 1-5295 (1764 amino acids)
Source: RefSeq, a predicted model, not a curated record